This is a messenger RNA of Elaeis guineensis (African oil palm), 2233 nucleotides long. Its product is annotated as calcium and calcium/calmodulin-dependent serine/threonine-protein kinase. The record is from RefSeq and is a predicted model, not a curated record. Gene Ontology annotation, molecular function: ATP binding; protein kinase activity; calcium ion binding. NCBI's taxonomy places the organism in Eukaryota, Viridiplantae, Streptophyta, Magnoliopsida, Arecales, Arecaceae. Gene Ontology annotation, biological process: protein phosphorylation.
CUUGCUCUAGUUUCUAGUUGACCUCACCUUCUCCUUUCUUCCUCGUCUCUUUUAUCCCAUCACCCGCUCCCCCCGGAAUUAUGCAUCUCCCUCCAUUUUUAUAAUCCCUCUCCAUUCGUUUUUUUGCACUCUAAACCAUUUUUUUUAGUGGCAAAAACUGUUCAUGGGUUUAUUUCUGUCCCUCGGUCCUUUUCUCCUCCCACCAAACCCUCCAUUAAGCUUUGUUGCUUCCAAACCUCCCCUUCUCUUCAACCCAGUAUUCUACAAAAUUCUAUCUUGCCUCCUACUUCGCUAGUUGGCUCUUCAGAUCCUAGCUGUUCAACUUGGUGUUGCUUUUAUCCAAAACCUUGGCUACAUGUCGAGGUACGAAAGCAGAAGGCUGUCUGAUGAUUACGAAGUUGCUGAUAUCCUUGGUAGAGGAGGCUUCUCCAUUGUGAGAAGGGGAGUCAGGAAGUCCGGUGAUGAAAAGAAUGUUGUUGCUAUCAAGACACUCAGAAGAUUAGGAUUCAUGCCCCCGGGGAUGCAGCGGAACCAAGGCGAACAGAAGGGUCUGGCCUCUUUGGGUUUGCCUGCCUGGAAGCAGGUAUCGAUAUCGGAUGCAUUACUUACCAAUGAAAUUCUGGUCAUGAAGAAGAUAGUGGAGAAAGUUUCUCCUCACCCCAAUGUGAUAAACCUUUAUGAUGUCUAUGAAGAUGCAAAUGGAGUUCACCUUGUGUUGGAGCUUUGUUCUGGUGGGGAACUUUUUGACAGGAUUGUUUCUCAUGAUCGUUAUUCAGAGUUUGAAGCAGCCGUUGUUGUUCAGCAGAUAGCUGAAGGGUUGAGUGCACUUCAUAAAGCCAACAUUAUUCAUCGUGACUUAAAGCCGGAGAAUUGCCUUUUCUUAGACAGCAGUCGGAAUUCUGGUCUAAAAAUAAUGGACUUUGGCUUGAGUUCUGUAGAGGAUUUUACUGAUCCAAUUGUCGCGCUGUUUGGGUCGAUAGAUUAUGUAUCCCCUGAAGCUCUGUCUCGGCAUCAAGUUACUGCAGCAAGUGAUAUGUGGUCUCUUGGGGUGAUUCUGUAUAUCCUUCUUUCUGGGUGCCCACCAUUCCAUGCACCGACAAAUCGAGAAAAGCAACAGCGUAUACUGGCUGGUGACUUUAAUUUUGAGGAUCAGACAUGGAAGACCAUAUCUUCAUCAGCAAAGGAUUUGAUUUCCCGUCUUCUGGCUGUUGAACCAUAUAAAAGACCAACUGCUGGUGAACUUUUGAGGCAUCCUUGGGUGAUAGGAGACUCUGCCAAACAAGACCUCAUGGAUGCAGAGGUUGUUUCUAAACUGCAAAGUUUCAAUGCCCGGCGGAAAUUACGUGCAGCUGCCAUAGCCAGUGUAUUGAGCAGCAAGGUUAUGUUGAGAACAAAGAAACUGAAAAGUCUACUAGGAACCCAUGAUCUCACCCCAGAGGAACUUGAAAAUUUACGUGCGCACUUUAGAAGGAUAUGUGCAAAUGGAGAGAAUGCCACCUUGGCUGAGUUUGAGGAAGUGCUGAGAGCAAUGAAAAUGGAUUCACUGAUCCCUUUAGCUCCACGUGUAUUUGAUCUAUUUGACAACAAUCGUGAUGGAACUGUGGACAUGAGAGAGCUCCUAUGUGGGCUAUCUAAUCUCAAGAAUUCACGAGGAGAUGAUGCUCUCCAGCUCUGUUUUCAGAUGUACGACACCGACAGAUCUGGAUGCAUCAGUAAGGAAGAGUUAGCAUCCAUGCUUCGAGCCUUGCCCGAGGAUUGCCUUCCAGCUGAUAUAGCAGAACCUGGGAAACUGGAUGAGAUCUUUGAUCAGAUGGAUGUCAACAAUGAUGGGAAGGUCACAUUUGAUGAAUUUAAGGCUGCCAUGCAGAGAGAUAGCUCUUUGCAGGAUGUAGUCUUAUCUUCAUUGAGACCACUCUAGUUCUCUUCUUUUCAGUCCUCAUCCCUCAGUUUCAAAUAUAUGAGGUAUAGAUGAACAGCAAUUAACCUUUACUUCAUGGGCCAUCUUGUAUCCAUUUUAAUUGAGAGGUAUAGAUGAACAUAGGGAGCGUCUAAUAAUUGCCUUUCUUCUGGAAUCGUCGGGUAAUCUGAAAGCAUCAAAGAACAGCAUGGGUGACCUUGCUGUCGGAUAGGUAUCUGUUUGUCAUUGUCAAGGAUUUUUUGUUACUUCAAUGAUGAUGUUGUUUCUGUAUUUGCUGCAUGUUUGGUUAUAGAGAAUGGCAAUUGAUGGUCAGGU